AUGGAUGUCAAGACAACUCCCAACGGGGUGGCCACCAUCGAGGACAGGAUCUUACGGAUCACGGGCUAUUAUGGCUAUUAUCCGGGAUAUUCCAGCCAAAAAAAUGUCUAUAGGACAUCCGAUUCAAGAUGCAAACUGGGUUAAGUGAAUUGCCCAGGGUCACACAGCUAAAUGGUUAAACAAAUUAGUCCAUUGCACAGCGCUGAAGAUGCCAUGUCUUCCAAUCUUAAAUUGUCCAACAGAUUCAGGAAUGGUGUAUGUGUGUGGAGUAGAGGGGAAAGGGGAAAGAAAAGGGGGGAUGAGGGGACACAGACCCACCCAGACAGCAACAGCCAAGAAAACAGAGUCAAGACUCGCUGCCAGUCAUGUGCAUCUCUCUUUCUCAAGGUUGUCUGGGGAUUCUUGAUCAUUUUGUCUGUCUCAUCCUCUUGGGUUGGAACCACACAGAUUGUAAAGAUCACAUAUAAGAACUUCUAUUGUCCAUUUUUCAUGACUUGGUUUUCAACAAACUGGAACAUUAUGUUUUUCCCAGUCUAUUAUUCUGGGCAUUUGGCUACUGCUCAAGAAAAGCAGUCUCCAAUUAAAAAAUUCAGGGAAUGCAGUCGGAUUUUUGGUGAAGACGGUUUGACGUUGAAGCUCUUUCUUAAAAGGACUGCUCCCUUUUCUAUCCUAUGGACUUUGACUAAUUACCUGUAUUUACUGGCUUUAAAGAAACUGACAGCCACAGAUGUCUCUGCCCUGUUCUGUUGUAACAAAGCAUUUGUCUUCUUACUUUCUUGGAUUGUGCUGAAAGACAGGUUCAUGGGAGUAAGGAUAGUUGCUGCAAUAAUGGCAAUCACGGGCAUCGUGAUGAUGGCAUAUGCAGAUAAUUUUCAUGCUGAUUCAAUCAUAGGAGUGGCGUUUGCUGUUGGAUCUGCAUCUACUUCUGCUUUGUAUAAGGUUUUAUUUAAGAUGUUUCUUGGAAGUGCCAACUUUGGUGAAGCGGCCCACUUUUUUUCCACCUUAGGUUUCUUUAAUUUAAUCUUCAUCUCCUUCACGCCAAUUGUCCUAUAUUUUACCAAAGUGGAGCACUGGUCAUCUUUCUCAGCCCUACCCUGGGGCUGCCUCUGUGGAAUGGCAGGGCUAUGGCUAGCAUUUAACAUCCUGGUCAACGUUGGGGUUGUGCUGACGUACCCAAUCCUCAUCUCAAUUGGCACUGUGCUCAGUGUUCCUGGGAAUGCAGCUGUGGAUCUCCUGAAACAGGAGGUGAUCUUCAAUGUUGUCCGGCUGGCUGCCACCAUUAUCAUCUGCAUUGGAUUCCUGCUGAUGUUGCUGCCUGAAGAGUGGGAUGAAAUCACUCUGAGAUUCAUCAACAGCCUGAAAGAAAAGAAAAGUGAAGAGCGCGUAGACGACAUGACUGAGUCCAGUGUCCAUUUAAGAAACAGGAGCCGAGCCAAUGGCACAGUGUCUAUACCACUCGCUUAAAAAAGUGACAAACUUUUGAAUGCACGCGGAUGUAUAUUCUGUGAAUAUAAUUUUCUCACUACUUGUAUGCUUAAAUGACAGUAUUAACCU
Molecule: messenger RNA, 1554 nt
Organism: Trichosurus vulpecula (common brushtail)
Lineage: Eukaryota; Metazoa; Chordata; Mammalia; Diprotodontia; Phalangeridae
Gene: SLC35F4
Product: solute carrier family 35 member F4
Exons: 14
Cellular component (GO): membrane
Source: RefSeq, a predicted model, not a curated record